CGCGCUCUGCCCGCAGGCUGCAAGGAAAACGGGCGUGGUAGUGCUGGUCCCGCCUUCACCAGCUGGCGGAGCCAAUCACUGCGGCUCUCCCUCACCUCGUGCCCGCUGUUGCACUGCAGCGUUGGCCUUUCUGGGGGUGGGCGGACCCGCAUGGUUCGCCGGCUCUCGCUCCCCCAGAGCUUGCGUGGGUUUUGGGGUGGGUGGAGGAAAGGGGCCUUAUGGCUUGCAACUCGGGAUGCGCAAGAGAAGCGCUGCCAGAGGGCUUAGGCCGAAUCGGGCCCCUGUACCAGGAACUGAGCCGCUUUCCAUCGAUAACGUAUGCCAGCGUCGGAGCCGAGGUUGCUGCCCGUUGUGGCGCCAAGUGCCUGCCCCUCUACACGGAGUGGUACCAACCAGACCUGGAGCGCCAUCAGCAGUUGCUGUUCAGUCGCCAAUAUAUCCUGCACAGUGAUGGUAGAGCAAUUGUCUCAGUUAUUCCUAUUGGUGUGCCAGCUGAGAUUCAUAAUCAGCUGCUGACUAGAAUGUCUCCUUCUGGGAAGUAUAAAGCUAUUCUCACCUGUUACUUGGAAAUGGGGCAAAAACAGGAGGUCCUGGAGGUUUGGAGCAACAGUGGGAGGGUAAGAAAUGUCAAUCUCACAGCGCUGGAUAAACAUGGCAAAGUGUACACAGAUGAGCCGUUCCGAUGCUUUGCCUGGUCCAGCUCAGAAACUCAGAUUGUGUAUGUUGCAGAGAGAAGGCACUCUCCAAAACAACCAUUUUUCACUCAAGAGGGGUUCACUGUAGAAGAGAAGGAUGAGCGGUUUGUGUACCACGACAACUGGGGAGAGGCACUGGGGGACAAAAGUGUCCCUGUAUUAUGUGUGCUGAAUGUUGAAACCAGUGAAGUUUCAGUGCUGGAAGACUUUCCAGGGCACAUCUCCCCUGGGCAGGCCCUGUGGUCCCCGGGUGACAAGGGAAUAAUAUUUGUGGGCUGGUGGCAUGAGCCAUUCAGAUUGGGAUUGCAUGCCUGCUCCAAUAGACGGUCAGCUCUGUUUCUCUUCGAUCUCUCUGAAAAUAGCUGUGAGCUACUGACCUCAGAUUACCAGGCUGUCUCCUCUCCCCGGCUCAGCCCUAACCAAACUCACCUGCUGUACUUGGAGGGGCCAGUGUUUGGGUCUCAUCACCAGUGCUUGAAGCUACAGUUGCUCAACUGGCAAACAAAGUUCUCAUAUACAGUGGUGGACACAGUCAGAACUACCACAGCUGGUUUUUGUGGGAUUUACUCAGGAGCACUGUCCAUGCAUUGCUGGGCCUCUGAUAACCAAAGAGUCUUACUUAGCACUCCUCAGAGGAGUAGGAAGGAGCUGUUGGUUGUGGAUACCAAAUCAGGAAGUGUGAAAUCUAUUACCUCAGGCACAUCAGAAGGUAGCUGGACUCUACUAGGAGUUCAGCAGGACCUGCUAGUGGUGAGCUGUUCAUCUCCCAAUUGCCCUCCAAGUCUGAAGGUGGGUGUGCUUCCCCCGGCAGGGAGUGAGCUGGAGCUACAGUGGAUCAGUGUGGAAGAAUCUUCUGUACUACCUGACAUGGAAUGGAAAAUCCUCACAGUGCAUCCUGCUUUGUCUGAGGAGGGCAGCCCAUACACCGCCCAGUCAUUUGAAGCCCUCUUGCUGAUUCCCCAAGGAAACAAACAAGGAGAAAAGGCCUUUCCCCUUACUGUUUCUCCACACGGUGGCCCACAUUCAGUUUUUGAUGCUUGCUGGCGUCCAACUGUGGCAUGUCUCUGCCAGCUGGGUUUUGCUGUGCUCAUGGCAGUGAAUUACAGGGGUUCCUUGGGUUUUGGCCAGGACAGCAUUGACUCACUGAUCUCUCAAGUUGGAGUCCAAGAUGUGGAGGACACUCAGCUGGCAGUAGAAGUGGCGCUACAGAUGGAGUCUUUGGAUCCCAAUAGAGUUGCCUUGUUGGGAGGCUCUCACGGUGGCUUUAUCUGUUGCCAUUUGAUUGGUCGGUAUCCAGAGAUGUACAAAGCCUGUGCAGUCAGAAGUGCUGUCACCAACAUGGCCACUCUGCUGGGGACCUCUGAUAUUCCUGACUGGCGAUACGCAUCUCUAGAUCUACCAUACUCCUAUGAGCGGAUUCCUACAGAAGGAGAUCUGGCCGCCAUGUUGCUCUGCUCCCCCAUAAUUCACGCUGCAAAGGUACAAACACCACUGCUGCUAUGUGUUGGUGCAAAGGACCGGCGAGUGUCUCCAUACCAAGCUUUGGAAUAUUACCGUGUGUUGAAAGCUAGAGGAAUCCCCGUGCGAUUGAUGUGGUAUCCAGAAGGAAAUCAUGCCAUAAGUGGAGUAGUAGCUGAAGCAGAUGUCUUUAUGAAUUGUGCCCAGUGGAUCAUACAUUACCUUUCCACAAAAGUAGAUUGAAAGUCAACGGCCAACUAAGUAAGAAGACAUCUAGGUUGCUGAGAAGCAAACUGUGUUCAUAUAUCUCCAAUUGCACUACUGUGGCCUUCAUAAUGUGUCAGGAGUUCCUUCUUCCCCACCUCAAUAUGCAAAGGGGAGGAUGUGGAAUCAAGAGAAAGAGGAACUAGAAGAGAGGAUCCUACGUGAGUGAGCAGGCCAGCUGGGACCCUGAACAAGAGCACUCCACAUGGUGCCCCAUUUGUUGUAGACUCGUUUGAUACUUCUCUAGACAGCAUUAUAAUGACCGGUCAAGCAUUAGGGCUUUGCUUGCACAUAGGGUGUGCACGCAGCACCUUCAAGCAGCCUCAUUUUUUUCUUGGGCUCACCUGCCAGGCAGUCCUGAGAAAAGAUUUGAUCUUUCCUAUUUUGUUCCUGAAUCAAAAUAUUUGCACGUUCUGUAUCUUCAGCUUCUGUAAUGAUAAUCAGCCUGUUUUUAGUUAAAGUAAUGAUGAAUUUACUGAUGUAUAGGCCUCAUAUCUCCAUAGUUGCACUGUAACUGGUUGUAUUGCCAGAUGCAAAAAGCUCUUCUUUGGGGAGUGGGGCUAUUAGAGGAUAAAUUGCUGGGUCUACCUCUUUAAGCUCCAAAGAAAAGGCGGGAUAUAAAGGUAACAAUAGCCUUCCCUGUUUAUCUAUACAUCUGUUUGGCUUAUCCAUAACUAGUAUAAGACUUACAUCGUGAAUAUUCAAUAAACCUUGUGCCACAGCAU
Candoia aspera is the source of this 3142-nucleotide messenger RNA. Its product is annotated as acylamino-acid-releasing enzyme-like. Gene Ontology annotation, biological process: proteolysis. Lineage: Eukaryota; Metazoa; Chordata; Lepidosauria; Squamata; Candoiidae. The transcript has 22 exons. The coding region runs from base 219 to 2396 and encodes 725 amino acids. The record is from RefSeq and is a predicted model, not a curated record. Gene Ontology annotation, molecular function: serine-type endopeptidase activity.